Messenger RNA from Paramecium octaurelia, 1795 nucleotides. NCBI's taxonomy places the organism in Eukaryota, Ciliophora, Oligohymenophorea, Peniculida, Parameciidae. The record is from the annotation of a GenBank genome assembly.
AUGUUUAAUAAAUACUCUUUAACUUUUUAAUCAACAAAUCUAGAAUUAGAAUACAGAGAAAGCCAAAUACCUGUGGUGAAAAAGGAAUAUACAGCUUUUUCUUUACAAGCAUGCGUAAUUUUCAUAUUCAAAAAUAGUUAUACAUGAUAUUUUAUUCCAUAUAUUACUUUAGAAGUCAGCCCUAUUUUAUCGUUAUACUACUAAGUUGUUGUUUUAUUGUUAUCUUUAUAAUCUUCUCAAAGUUUUUAAUAGAUAAAUACCCAAGUGUAAUAAACAUAAUUUUGCCUUUUCUAUAAAUAAUUAUGGCUUUGAUUUAAAGUGUUGAUUAUGUUUUUAGAUAAAGCAAUCCAAGUAAUUCCUAUCAUUCAAACUAUGAUUGGUAUUAUGGAUUCUGUGCUUGCUAUUUUCAUAUGGGUAUAUUUGUCAUUAUUAUAUAGCUAUAUUUAUUCAAGGCUAUUUAUUAUGGUCAUAAGCAUUUAUUGUAAUAGGAUUACUGUUAGCCUAUAUUUUAUGGGCUUACAGUUACUCUUAUAUCUAUGUUAGUUUAUUAUUAAGUUUUAUCUCUAUUAUUGUUGGAAUGAUUGCCAUCAAAUAUAGUAUAGAGAAUAACAAGAGACAGUAAUUCCUUCAUAACAGAGAAAGGAAAAAAUGGUUUGCAGUAAAAAUUAACAAAAUUUUUUUAGAUUAUUGACACUGUCUUAGAAUAAUCUAUUUUAGUCAUUAAAUUAGAUAAACAAUAGGAUUAAUUAAGAAUACAUUAAAUGAAUAAUAUUACCAAAGAAAUUUUAUAAGUUAAUAAUGACAACGAUUUAAGAACAGUUCUAAGAAAUGUAAAUUAUUCUUAUAAUUCAUGAAGCUAACCUUUUCUAGAGGAUCAAAACUUACUAAUAAAGAAAACAAGUGUACUCUUGAAAAACAUAUUAGAAUGAUGUUAUAAAGUAAUUCGUCAUCAGGAUCUGCCUUCGAAUUGAGGAAAAGGGGCUCUCAAGACAAAUUGAUUAAUUCAUUGAUAUGUCAUUCUAACUUAUUAGGUAACUAAUUCAAAGUCUAAAUUGUGAAUUACUGGACUGAUGAACAAUAAAUGGUGAUAAUGGCUACUGAAAGUUUAAAUAAUUAUUCAUAAAAUCAUGAGAAAUUAGAAUUGAAUUUAAAAAAUAGACUCAUUACUUCUUUGGCCUAACAUUGUUUAAGUGUCUACUUCAAAGAAAGAGAUGAUAGAUUCGCUAAAUUACAAUGCAUGAAUUACUUUGUAUCUCUUAACAUUUUAUAGAACCCUAAUAUAUUAAAUGGAACUCCAAAUAAGAAAUACAAUAAGGAUAGACUUAUUUAAUUAAUAAAAUCUGUUUUUGGAAAUUAACUAAAUAUUAUUAACAAAUUAAAAAUUGAAAACUUACAUAUUGAUCUAAACUCAAUUUUGUUAAUAUUCAUUUCAUUGCUUUAAUUUAGAGAGAAAAAUGAAGGACAUAUUAAGAUAUCAUCUAAAAUAAAUGAAGAUAAUGUUGAAUCUAUUCAUUUUACUUUGAUGCAAUCUACUAAAUAGAUUAUUCCUUAAAUACGAGUUUAUUUUUCAAAACCUUUAUUUUUUUUUAAUGAUUAGGAUAAAUUCGCAAGUAUAUCCCAUCUUCAAUAAAAUUUAUUACAUUUAGAUAAAAAGUUGAAUUAUUAAGAUCCAUUAAAAGCUACAACUUUAAUCAUAAUGAAAUUUAUAUUAUGGCAUUACGGUUGUAAUACUUAAAUUAAAGUUAAAUAAAAAAAUGACCUCACUUACUUUUCAUUUUCUUUGCUUAAUUAAUGA